Oppia nitens is the source of this 990-nucleotide messenger RNA. RefSeq names its product aquaporin-like. Gene Ontology annotation, biological process: transmembrane transport. The transcript is spliced from 3 exons. Gene Ontology annotation, molecular function: water channel activity. Bases 1 to 990 code for a protein of 329 amino acids. NCBI's taxonomy places the organism in Eukaryota, Metazoa, Arthropoda, Arachnida, Sarcoptiformes, Oppiidae. Gene Ontology annotation, cellular component: plasma membrane. The record is from RefSeq and is a predicted model, not a curated record.
AUGGAAUCUCAAGAAGUGAUCACAAAUAAUAUAAACGGUAACAACAGAUCAGCCGUUGAAGUAAUGCGAAGAUAUAUCGAGUCUUUGCCCGAAGAGAUCUCAUUCAAAGAAGAGGUCUCGAGUUAUCAGUUUUGGAAAGCAGUCAGAACUGAAUUCUUGGCCACUCUUCUCUUCAUUGUCUUCACGUGUGGCUCUUGUAUGAGCUAUACAUCACUUCCUCCUAAGUUUAUGACUAAUGUGUCGUCAAUUGAAUAUCAAAAUAGUUCAGAGACUAGUUUUGAAGCUAUAGUUUUAGAGCUUAAAAUAGCACUUGUGUUUGGUCUGACAGCUGCCACACUAAUACAAUGUACGGGACAUGUGAGUGGUUGUCAUAUGACACCUGCUAUAACACUAUCUUUAUUAGUUACCCGACGGCUCACUAUAUUUCGAUGCUUUUUAUACAUUAUAGUCCAGUGUUUAGCAUCAGUUGUGGGUUCGGCCAUAAUAUAUGGUUUACUCACUAGUGAAGAGCGGUUGCAUUCAGGACUGGGUCUAACACUUCCCAAUCAAAACUUGAAUGCAACUCAAGUGUUUGGUUACGAGUUUUUAUCCACUUUUAUAGUUGUUUUGACAUUUCUUGUUAAUUCUGAUCCACAGCGAAGUGACGCCGGAUUUAAAUCUUUAUCCAUUGGUUUUGCUUAUUCUGUCGCUCAUCUCUUCUCUUUUCGACAUACCGGAGCCUCAUUAUCUCCUGCGCGAUCAUUUGGACCGGCACUCAUAAAAGGAGUUUGGACUGACCAUUGGAUUUAUUGGUUGGCACCACUUAUUUCAGGAAUGGUUAGUGGAUUCACAUAUGAAUACAUCCGAUCCACUAAUUCUUCUGAAUGCCAAACAUUGAAGAGUUCAUUCAGAAGAAGACCUUCUCAUGGCGUCAAACGCGACCAGAGCUCCAAUUUAAGCAAUUAUGAGACAGAGUUUACCAUCACUUCAACUGAAUGCCCCCGUUAUUGA